GUCAGCCUGUGGAUGGAGGAGUCACAGUGAGCAGAGCAGAGCAGAGCAGACAGCCGUGUGUUGGGAGUGAUGGCGUCUCCAUUUGUGCCGGUCCCGGUACCCAUAGAGCGCCCCCCGCGGGCUGACAGGAGCACCUCGUCCUACACUCCGCCGGGUCAGAGUCCAGUGACCCGCGCCAGGCUGAGUGGGCCGGAGCCCUCAGUGGAGUACUGCAGCUGCCCCCGCCCUGACGGCCUGCCAGACACACCCGACACACCCCGGCCCGCCACGCCCACUGUCCUGGGCUAUGAGGUCAUGGAGGAGCGCGCAAAGUUCACUGUCUACAAGGUGCUGGUCAGGAAGAAUGUGGACGAGAGCUGGGUGGUGUUCCGGCGCUACACAGACUUCUCCAGACUCAAUGAUAAGCUGAAGGACAUGUUCCCCGGGUUCAGGCUUUCUCUUCCUCCUAAGCGCUGGUUUAAGGACAACUAUGAGACGGAGUUCCUGGAGGAGCGACAGCUGGGCCUGCAGACCUUUCUCCAGAACCUGGUGGCCCAUAAAGACAUCGCCAGCUGUGUGGCCGUUCGAGAGUUCCUGUGUCUGGACGAUCCCCCCGGCCCCUUCGACAGUCUGGAGGAGAGUCGGGCGUUCUGCGAGACACUCGAGGAGUGUAACUACAGGCUUCAGAAGGAGCUUCUGGAAAAGCAGCGAGAGAUAAACAGCCUGAAGGAGACGCUGGAGGAGAAAGAGCUGCAGAUUCAGAAGCUGGAGGAGCGAAUCAGCGGGCCGCUCCUCACCCCGGACAGCACGUGUUGUGUGUCAGAUGUGGAAUCCUCCGCUGCUGAAGCUGAUCAGGAGCUGCUGGACGACGGCCUGUGAGUGCCUCCGUUAUCUGUUAUUCAGGUCACUCCACUGGAACACUGACCGGCUCCUGUAUGUGUGUGUGUGUGUGUGUAUGUGUGUGUGUGUGUGUGUGUAUGUGUUAGUGUGUGUGUGUGUGUGUGUGUGGGUUAGCUCGGUUUCUGCAUCACCAAAAGCCAUAUGUACCCUGCAGCAGGACAGACGUGUGCACUUUACAGUCCAGGGGAUUAUGGGAUGGAUGCUCUUGAAGAGUCGUGUGCCUUUCCUCAAACACAGAGAUGAAGACGCUGUGCCUUCAGUCUGCUCACACACACACACACACACACAGAACAUGGAUUCUGCCGAUGUGCACUCACUCAGAUGGUCAGGUGUGUGUGUGUGUGUGUGUGUGUGUGUGUGUGUGUGUGUGUGUGAAAGCAGAUGCUCCUGGAUUCAGCUCUACUGUUUACAGCAAUAUCUCUGGUGUGUCUUCAGCGGGUGAUGAUGAUGGUGAUGAUGAUGAAGAGGAUUAUUGUAGCUCUUACUCUGCAGAUGUGCUGGUCAGAGGCUCUGCUGGACUGAGGGAUCAGUCUUCACUAAUGGAUUUCCAGACUUCUGUUCUUUACAAACUGUAUUUAAUCAUAUAAUGAAGAGUCGAACUGUCAGGAGAUGUACAAAGCAAAUAUGAUGCAGUGUGUGUGUGUGUGUGUGUGUGUGUGUGUGUGUGUGUGUGUUGGAUGACAGUGGUUUAAUUGUUCCUCAAUGUUAGUGUCAGUAGAUCACAGCUCUGGAGAUAAUCACAGCGUUUCAUUCCGUUUCACAAUAAAGCCACAUUAUAGUUAAA
Messenger RNA from Danio rerio (zebrafish), 1663 nucleotides. RefSeq names its product sorting nexin 16 (gene snx16). Gene Ontology annotation, biological process: early endosome to late endosome transport. The record is from RefSeq and is marked provisional. Gene Ontology annotation, cellular component: late endosome membrane; lysosome; cytoplasm. Gene Ontology annotation, molecular function: phosphatidylinositol binding. NCBI's taxonomy places the organism in Eukaryota, Metazoa, Chordata, Actinopteri, Cypriniformes, Danionidae.